Messenger RNA from Drosophila guanche, 1254 nucleotides. Its product is annotated as UBX domain-containing protein 1. NCBI's taxonomy places the organism in Eukaryota, Metazoa, Arthropoda, Insecta, Diptera, Drosophilidae. The record is from RefSeq and is a predicted model, not a curated record. Bases 108 to 1112 code for a protein of 334 amino acids. Gene Ontology annotation, molecular function: protein binding. The transcript is spliced from 3 exons.
CAACACUGCUUUGUUUUUGUGUGUCAUUGUCAGAAAGAUUCAUAAAUAAAUACAGAUACAAAACGUUUUCCCAUCAAUUGAUCUUUACGCAUUCAAAUCCGAUCGCUAUGAGUGACGUUCAGACCUUGGUCGAUAUGGGAUUUCCCCAGGAGCGCGUGGUAUACGCUAUGCAGGUGACCGGCAGCAAGGGCGUGGAGCCGGCCAUGGAGUGGCUGCUGGCCCAUAUUGACGAGGAGAUUCCAUCCGCUGGAAUGCGUGAAGCCGCAGGGUCAGCAGUAGCAGCAGGACCCUCCGCCAGUGGCGACGAGUCGGCCCCAGCUCCCAGCAGCAGCGGCGUCGGAGGCGCUGUCGAAAACUCUGACGAAUCGACGGUGCCCAAGUCGUUAAAGUGCGACGACUGCGGCAAAGUGCUGAAAGAUCAUUCGGAAGUCGAAUACCAUGCUGCCAAGACUGGCCACAGCAACUUUUCUGAGUCGACGGAUGAGAAGAAACCUCUCACCGAGGAGGAGAAGAAGGCCCAACUGGCCGUGAUCGAGGAGAAGCUCAAGCAGAAGCGCAUUGAGCGCGAGGAGCGCGAAAAGGUGGAUGCCCUGGAGCGCGAGAGAAAUCGCAUUCGAUCGGGUAAGGACAUGACCGAAGCGAAGCGUCGCAUGGAGGAGAUCGAGAUGAAAAAGAUCGUGGAUCAGCGCAAACGCGAAAAGGAGGAGGAGAAGGUAGCCCGCGAUCGGGUUCGUGCUCAAAUAGAGGCCGACAAGGCCGCCCGCAAGGCCAGAGAAAAUAAAGAAAUACCCAACUCGGAGCCGGCUCCGUCCGUCACCUCGACCACGGUCAGCUCUCCCACCGGCGUUAAGUCGCCGCCACGCGACUAUACUGAGACCCGCAUCCAAGUGCGUCUGCAGGAUGGCUCCACCCUUACCGAGACCUUCAACGUGAAGGAGCAGCUGUCGGCCGUGCGCGUGUUCAUUCAAGUGAAGACCGGUAUAGAGACACCCUUCUCCCUGAUGACCACGUUUCCGCGCAAGCUCUUCGCCGAGGAGGACUACGAGAAGCCGCUAGAGGUGCUCGGCCUGGUGCCCUCCGCCGUCAUCACCAUGACCAAGACGGCUGCGUAAGGGGAGCACCGCAGCGACAGCAACUACUAGAAUAUCUAAAUCUAUCAACGCGGCGCGAUAUUCCCCCUCCACCCCUCAAAACAACACUUUAAAGUUAAAACAUACGAUUUUAUAUUAUAUUACAUAUAACUAAAAGUAAAAA